AUGUCUCAGAAACGUUUUGUGAGCGAUCAACAGCCUGCUCUAAGCCAAUAUGCCUCGACUGGAGCUUGCAGUGCUUUUGGCAAACUGGCUCACCCCGAUGAAGAUUGGACAAAGCUUUCGGACCUGGCAGCCCGUCGGAGAGUCCAGAAUCGAAUCGCUCAAAGAAAUUACCGUAAUAAAAUGAAACAUAAAAAGAAGAGCCUCGAUGGCAGUGGCACCUCGUAUUCAGCAGAAAGCGCUCGACAUAAUAUCUCUUGCGACAGUAAAGACAAUGUUGAUCUGCCUUUGACACAGGAGAUCAAUGACAGGGCCACUUUCCAUCAUAUUACUAUACAAUCACAGACAUUCGCCUAUCAAGCAUGCACUGCUCCAUCGUCAAAUGGGAUACCCUUGGUUCCGCCUCUUGCUCCAGUGGUAACAACUGCCUAUACCAUUUGCAAGAUCGAUCAUGUGCCAAAUAUCCAGCAAGGAUGA
Messenger RNA from Trichoderma breve, 474 nucleotides. RefSeq lists its product as uncharacterized. Gene Ontology annotation, molecular function: DNA-binding transcription factor activity. Lineage: Eukaryota; Fungi; Ascomycota; Sordariomycetes; Hypocreales; Hypocreaceae. Bases 1 to 474 code for a protein of 157 amino acids. The transcript is spliced from 2 exons. Gene Ontology annotation, biological process: regulation of DNA-templated transcription. The record is from RefSeq and is a predicted model, not a curated record.